GGAUUUGCAAGGCUAUUUAUAUAUAUUUAUGAACAGGUAUGCCCGAACGGUUGUAGGACGUGAUAUCUCUAAACUUGUCAAUCUUUUAAACGUCUUGCUGUCUCGUCUCUCAGGACGUGGCUCUUCAGUGGUUCCCAAUGGGUGCCAAAGAUGGCCCAGGACCUCAGCCUACAGCGGCAGACAAUUUGACACUGACCACGUCACCCAAGUUGUCGACGGUUCAAAGACAGCACACAGAUGAUGGAAAAAUCGUCGUUGUCGUGGAUGGCACAACUCUGGGAAUCAUAAUAGGAUGUACCACUGCCACGUUACUGCUCAUCAUUCUGGCCGUCGUAUUCUUCAGACUUCGACAAAAACGACGAAAGUAUAAUGCAACAUUUGAUGAAAUCACUGAUGAAAGCUUCUCAAGAUCUGCUCCAAACUCUCGGAGCUGCUCGCCCCACAACGUCAAGCGACGAUCGUGUCCCGAAGCGUUUGCGUUUGGAGCCUACAGAAACAGCGGCUCAAUGGAGCGCUCGAUGACGCUGGAGGGAAUUCCGACCUUCACACUCCCCCCAGAACGGAUCCAGCCAACCGAGAGACAGCGCGGCGUCAGCCUGAUGCCGAUGCAAUACCAACAAAGCCUUCUCGGGUCUGUCCAGCCAGAUCUGUAUAGGCACCAGAGCUGCUCGGAAGACGAGGAAUCAUCUCUGCCCCCGACAACCCACGGACGUUUGUGGUAUUCUCUGGUGUAUGACGCGGCCGUCGAACAGCUCAGCGUCACACUGGUCAAGGUGAAGGACUUACCAGGCCGAGGGAAGACGAGAUUGGCACGUGAUCCAUUCGUCAAAGUAAUUCUACUUCCUGAUGAAAAAACCUGUCGGAUUUCCAAAGUACGCAAGAAGACGUUAUCUCCAACAUUCAACGAAACAUUUCUUUUCCAGGUUCCUGCUGAAGACGUGACGAGACGGAUCUUACGAUUCUCGGUGUACGAUGUGGACAAGAGGCGGGUUCGACAUUCUUUAGGUCACGUGAUGAUUCCACUGAGAGAUUUCGACUUGACGAAAGGAGAGACGAUGUGGAGCGACUUGGAACCCAUGGCCCAUACUGCCGUCUCACUAGGCGAGAUCUUCUUUAGCCUGGCCUACUUGCCCAACUCGGACAAGAUCAAAGUCACCAUUAUGAAAGCCAGAAAUCUUCGACAGUUCGACUUUGACGAGGACACAGGUAUGUAUGUUAAAGUACAACAUUUCUACGGACGCAAGACUCACAAAACGAAGAAGACUGCGGUACAGUUCGGAUCGCCCGAGCCGAAUUUUAACGAAUCAUUUUCGUUCCACAUCGGCGGCCGGCAGUUGGAGCAGAGCAGUGUCGUCAUAUCCGUUAUGAAGACGCGCGCUAGUGGCCGCUUCAGUGACGACGAGGAGUAUGGCAAGGUGGUGGUCGGCUCCUUCAUGGUGGCACGCGGGGAGGAGUUGAUGCACUGGCAAGAGAUGCUGUCACAACCCCGGACAUCUGUCAGUCGAUGGCACACACUGACCAACACGACACCGGUGAACAGCUCAGACUGAGCUACGCAUACUUAAAUAGUUCUGGAUGGAAAUUCAUACCGGUAACUGAAUUGAACUUUUAAAAACUUUCUGGCCGUAUUCCACGGUUUAUGAGGUACACUGUAUAUAAGUAAAGAAAUAAAUGACAGUUGGGUCACAGUAACAUAAAUACAUUUACGAAUAAGUAAAACUAAACGUUUUAAAACUCUCUGGCCGUAUGUCAACGGCAUAUAUGAGAUACAUUGUAUAUAAAUAAGUAAAUAAAUGACCGUUGGGUCACUGGAACAUAAAUAUAUUUACGAAUAAGAAUGAAGGAAAUGUUUAUUUAACGACGCACUCAACACAUUUUAUAUAUGGUUAUAUGGCGUCGGACAUAUGGUUAAGGACCACACAAAUAUUGAGAGAGGAAACCUAUAUUUACGAAUAAGUCAAACUAAACUUUUUAAAACUGGCUGUAUGUCAACGGAAUAUAUGACAUACAUUGUAUAUAAGUAAGUAAAUAAAUGACAGUUGGGUCACAGUAACAUACAUAUAUUUACGAAUAAGUAAAACUAAACUUUUUAAAACUCCCUGUCCGUAGAUCAACGGAAUAUAUGACCUACAUUGUAUAUAAGUAAGUAAAUAAAUGACAGUUGGGUCACAGUAACAUACAUAUAUUUACGAAUAAGUAAAACUAAACUUUUUAAAACUCUCUGGCCGUAGGUCAACGGCAUUUAUGAGAUACAUUGUAUAUAAGUAAGUGAAUAAAUUACCGUUUGAGUCGAUGGAACAUAAAUAUAUUAACGAAUAAUACAAAUGACUCAGUGAAUUGACAUGAACUGAUGAAUGUUCUAUUACAGCAUGUGCUCGCUGAGCAUAUUAUUAGGAUAUUUAUGCUUGGCCAACUACAACAACCAAAUCCAUUAUUGCAAUUUUCACUUAAAUAUGUGUUUAUAUUUCUUCAUUAACGCAGCCCAAGUUGUCAAAACCUAGGUCAUACAUAAAUAAACAGUCCAUAUUAAGAGAGGUUUUGUUUUUAAAAUAACCAUGUCUACAUUAUACUACUAUUUCCAACUGUGCAUGGAAACACUUCGUUACUUUUCAAAUUUUGAUGGUUUUAUUUUUGUAUGUAAAUAUAAAUGUAUUAUUUGCAGAUCAUUUCGCAUUGCCAAGGGUUGGGUGCCUUGGUUUAAUGUCUUUACAAAGUAAUGUUUAUAUUGUGACUCGGUUUUUAGCAGAUAUUUAAGGGAUUGCGUCCACGUUUUCCAUAAGGAAAGGAUAUUUUGCUCAGAAAGGAUUCUAACUGUGCACGGUAAAUAAAAUCUGAACGGGCUCUCGAAUUCGAAAUACCCCGUGUUCGAGAUAACGACGUUUGACUCUUAAUUUUUUUUAUUUGAAGGGGAGAAGUGGGUUUUUUUCUCAUUUAUAUUAGUUGUAUAAUCGUGUUAGGUUUGAUUGUGUGUUUUAUAGCAUCAUAUCCUGAAAUAGUGGAUCGUACUUUAUAUUUUUGUUGUAAAAAAUUGUAUAGAUUAAAAUCGGUCGACAGCUAUAAAAAUAAAUACACCACA
This is a messenger RNA of Gigantopelta aegis, 3076 nucleotides long. RefSeq names its product synaptotagmin-15-like. The transcript has 9 exons. Bases 138 to 1550 code for a protein of 470 amino acids. NCBI's taxonomy places the organism in Eukaryota, Metazoa, Mollusca, Gastropoda, Neomphalida, Peltospiridae. Gene Ontology annotation, molecular function: phosphatidylserine binding; SNARE binding; calcium-dependent phospholipid binding. The record is from RefSeq and is a predicted model, not a curated record. Gene Ontology annotation, biological process: calcium-ion regulated exocytosis; cellular response to calcium ion; regulation of dopamine secretion.